AAUCGCAAACAAAUUCUGCUAUAACUCAUCACAUAACAGCUCACAACCAUGCCUUAAACAAUUUUACUGAUCACGCUGUAGAUAAAAAUAAAGAAGAAAAUAAUAAUCGCAUGUCUCAAAUUCAACCUUCAACAUCACCAAGAACUG
Molecule: messenger RNA, 147 nt
Organism: Racocetra fulgida
Lineage: Eukaryota; Fungi; Glomeromycota; Glomeromycetes; Diversisporales; Gigasporaceae
Source: the annotation of a GenBank genome assembly